This is a messenger RNA of Limanda limanda (common dab), 1203 nucleotides long. RefSeq lists its product as uncharacterized. The transcript is spliced from 5 exons. Bases 79 to 681 code for a protein of 200 amino acids. The record is from RefSeq and is a predicted model, not a curated record. Lineage: Eukaryota; Metazoa; Chordata; Actinopteri; Pleuronectiformes; Pleuronectidae.
CAGAAGAGAACUGAUGAGGUGACGUUGAGCUGCUCUCUGUCACCAUCUGUAACCUGCAGGGAAGUGAAGUGGCUGUUUAUGAAUAUGGAUGUGACUGAAAACAACAAAGACCUGAAGACAUCACAGUCUUCCUGCUCGGCCAAUGUGAGCUUCUCAAAAUCCCAUUCUGUUCACAAGAUGAAGAACUAUAGCUCAUUAACAUGUAAAGUGAAGGAUGGUUACACAGAGGAAAAGUUUUCCUUCAUCCCUCCGUCAUCAGAAGGAAAGAACACAGUCUCGUGGUGGUACAUUGCUCCGGCUGUAGGUUUUGCCACAAUCGUAAUAUUUGCUGUGAUUCUCAUCAGAUGGAGAAGACACAAAGACACACAGAUGAACGCAGAUGAAAACAGAACCUUCUCAGCGGAGGAAAUGAAAGGUUUUGAUAAACCUGACUCUUCUCUCUGUGAGGCCGACUCUUCUGUUCCUGUCGUCUCAGGGAACAAAACACAGACGGAUAAACACACGGUCGACCCUGCAGAGGAUGUGUUCUACGCCUCCAUCAGCCACGCCCCUCACAGUGCGGCCCAGAUCCAGGGUGGUGAUGAUGCAGUGACCUACAGCACUGUGAAAGCUCCCUCCUCUUCUACUGGACCCUCAGCUGAUCCCAGCAGCCUCUAUGCCACCGUCCAGUUCAAACAAUAGAGAUAUGGAGAGACUCGUCCCGGUGAUUCCUCCACAGAGCAUCAGUAUCAGUGUUUCUCACCAAAGCAAUAAGCUGUGUCUUUCCACUGACGUCUGUCCAUUCAUCCAGCUGCAGUGAAAAUGCUUCAGCAAGUUUUUACACAACUUCAUCAAUAAUGUCUGUUCCAUCGUUUCUAUUCUGCAGCAACGGUGUCAUUUGACAAAGGCCCAGUUUAGAGCUGAUCUGCUGUGUUUGUGUCCAGCUUGGUCUCGGUCAGUGCAGCAGCAGCUGGAAGCAGCAGCUCCUCAGCUUUGGUGAAAGGCCUUUUGGCUUCAGCAUGAGAAGCCUCCAGUGCUGUGGCUGAUGUGGUGGAGACUUUUCACAUCGUUUCUUGUGAAACUAUGAAGUCAGACUGUUUCUUCUUGAGAAACUCUGGUGUCUAACCGACAUGACACUGAUGUGUUGUGCUGAGAUGUUGCUGCAGCUGCGCUGGCUUCAUGCAACUGUUUGAUAACUUUUCCUCACAGAAAAUGCACAAUGCU